GUUAGACCAGUUUACCAAGUUCACAGCAAAGUAGGCUAAGGGAAACAAAUCAGACGCACACACAAACCGUCUGGAUUCGACAGAGAAAGAUGAUUUUCUGUGGUGUUUUAAAUCUUUGACCUGGAUAUGAGUUUUAAAGGUGUGCAUGAUGGAUGUUUCUAAGGAGAGAGACGACGUUGCUGCUCUGUCUGAGCAAAAUGAUGGAGAGACAGGGAAAAAGAGCCAAGUGAACCAGGAGAGACCGGACUCACCUGUAACUGGAGUUUCCUUCAGGAGUGAUCGAUCUAUGAGUGAACCCAUAGCAUUUAAGGAUGGAGACCACCCUGAUCAACAAAUUCAAGUGAACCAGGAGAGACCAGAUUCACCUGUAACUGGAGUUUCCUUCAGGAGUGCUCGGUCUAUGAGUGAACCCAUAGCAUUUAAAGAUGGAGACCACCCUGACCAGCAAAUUUUUGGUCAAACACUUCCCCACACCUCCCGGAAGAGGUCCGAGGUUAUCGGCCAUCAGCAUCCAAAAUAUCUGGAUUCCAUUUUCAGGGGGCUAGAGGAGAACAUUGUUACUUUUGUGAAGCAGGAGCUGAACAGGUACAAGAAACUACUGAAAUCAGAAUCUUCAGAAGAUGCUGGAGAAGAAGAGCAGAGAAGCAGUGACAGAGAUGCAUUUCUGAAAAUCACACUGAACUUCUUGAGGAGAAAGAAACAGGAGCAGCUGGCCAACUCUCUGCAGAGGAAAACUCGUGUUGCAAUUUGUCAACAUAAAUUAAAGUCCAACCUGAAGGGGAAGUUUCAGUGUGUGUUUGAGGGAAUAGCCCCAGCAGGAAACCCAACGCUUCUCAGUCAGAUCUACACAGAGCUCUACAUCACUGAGGGUGAGAGUAAAGAAGUCAGUGAUCAACAUGAGGUCCGACAGAUAGAAGCUGCCUCUGGGAUAAAUGCAAGAUCAGCAACCACAGUCAGAUGUGAAGACUUAUUUAAACCUUUACCUGGAAGGAAUGAGCCAGUCAGGACAGUGUUGACAAAGGGAGUGGCUGGAAUUGGUAAAUCAGUCUUAACACAGAAGUUCGCUCUGGACUGGGCUGAAGACAAAACCAACAACAACAUACAGCUUCUCUUCCCAUUCUCCUUCAGAGAGCUCGGUUUGUUGAAAGAAAAAAAGUUCAACUUGGUGGAACUUGUUCAUCACUUCUUCACUGAAAUCAAAGAGUCAGGAAUCUGCAGUUUAGAAGACUUCCAGGUUGUGUUCAUCUUUGACGGUCUGGAUGAGUGUCGACUUCCUCUGGACUUCCACAACAAUGAGAUCCUGACUGAUGUCACAGAGUCCACCUCAGUGGAUGUGCUGCUGACAAACCUCAUCAGGGGGAAACUGCUUCCCUCUGCUCACCUCUGGAUAACCACAUGACCUGCAGCAGCCAAUCAGAUUCCUCCUGAGUGUGUUGACAAGGUGACAGAGGUCACAGGGUUCAAAGACCCCCAGAAGGAGGAGUACUUCAGGAAGAGAUUCAGAGAUGAGGAGCAGGCCAGCAGGAUCAUCUCCCACAUCGGGACAUCACGAAGCCUCCACACCAUGUGCCACAUCCCAGUCUUCUGCUGGAUCACUGCUACAGUUCUGGAUCACACACUGAAGACCAAAGACAAAUCAGAGCAGCCCAAGACCCUGACUGAGAUGUACAUCCACUUCCUGGUGGUGCAGACCAAACUGAGUAAUGUAAAGUACCACAAAGAAGCUGAAAGAGAUAAAGUCUGGAACAAAAACACCAAGAAGACCAUUCUUGCUUUGGGGAAGCUGGCUUUUAAGCAUCUGUAUAAAAGAAACUUGAUCUUCUAUGAAACAGAUCUGACGGAAUGUGACAUUAACAUAACGUCUGCCUCAGUCUACUCAGGACUGUUCACAGAGAUCUUCAGAGAAGAGAGUGGGAUAACCCAGGCAAAGAUCUUUUCCUUUGUCCAUCAGAGUCUUCAAGAGUUUCUGGCUGCACUCUACGUCUUUGUGAUGAUCAUCAACACUGGUGAAGACAUGAUAAGAGGAAGGCAGCUUGCAUUACCAUUUGAAACUAAGCUGAAAAAACUGUACCAGAGGGCAGUGGACAAUUCUCUACAGAGUCCCAAUGGACACCUGGACUUAUUUGUCCGCUUCCUCCUGGGUCUUUCAUUGGACACUAAUCAGACUCUCCUACGAGGUCUGCUGACAAAGACAGCAAGUAAUCCACAGGUCAAAGAAGUGCUGGUGCAGUAUAUCAAGACAAAGAUCAGGGAAAAUCCCUCUCCAGAGAGAAGCAUUAAUCUCUUUCACUGCCUGAAUGAACUAAAUGAUCAUACUUUAGAGGAGGAGAUCGAACAGAGUCUGAGAUCAGGAAGUUUCUUUGAAAACAAACCGACUCCCUCUCAAUGGUCAGCACUCAGCUUCAUCUUACUGUCAUCACAAAAAGAUAAGGACGUGUUUGACAUGAAGAAAUUCUCAGCUUCAAAUGAAUUACUUCAGUGGCUGCUGCCAGCGGUCAAAGGAUACAAAAAGUGUCUACUCAGUGACUGCAACCUUUCAUGGAGUAGCUGUGAAGUUUUAGUCCCAGUCUUAACCUCCAAGAACUCAAGUCUGAGAGAGCUGGACCUGAGCAACAAUGACCUGCAAAAUGAGGGAGUACAGGUGCUGUCAGUCGGACUCCGCAGUUCAGAGUGUAGACUGGAGAUUCUCAGGUUGUCAGGCUGUCUGAUCAGAGAGGAAGGCUGUAAAUUUCUGGCCUCUGCUCUAAGUUCAAACCCUUCCCAUCUAAGAGAGCUGGACCUGAGCUACAAUCCUCUAGAAGAAUCUGACAUGAUGCAAUUGUCUGCUGGACUGCAGAACCCAAACUGGAAACUGGAAAUUCUCAAUACUGACCAUUGUGGAAAAUGCAGACUGAGACCAUCACUCUUCAAGUACUUCUCUGAACUGGAACUGGACCCAAACACAGCACAAAGAAAUCUCUUACUGUCUGAAAACAACAAAGAAGUGAAGGUGGUGAAAGAGAAGCAGCUGUAUCCUGAUCAUCCAGAGAGAUUUGAUGGAUGGAAGCAGCUGCUGUGCACUGAAGGUCUGACUGGACGAUGUUACUGGGAGGUCCAGUGGAGAGGAAGGGUUUGGAUAGGAGUGACAUACAAGGGCAUCAGGAGGAAGGGAACUAGAGACGACUGCUGUAUUGGAUGGAAUGAUCAGUCCUGGUGUGUCUCCUGCACACCUCAAGGUUUCACUGCCUGGCACAAUAACACACCAUCAGACAUCAAUGCACCCCCACCCACUGACUCCAACCGGAUAGCAGUGUAUCUGGAUUGGAAGGCUGGAACUCUGUCCUUCUACUCUCUCCCCCCCAGAAGCUCCUCCAAUAGACGGAUCCACCUCCACACCUUCCACUCCACAUUCACCCAACCCCUCUACCCUGCUGCUGGUUUUGGACAAAAUCAUGAGGAUGGUACAGAGUCCCCAUUCUUCCAGUCUUCAGUUUCUCUGAUUCUGAUGUAAUGAAGGUUACUUCCUUGGUAAAAAACAAAACAAACUAAGAGUAAGAGCUGUAAUAGAGCUGAACCUUAAAAGAUAAAUCUCUGCCUGUUUGUGGAUGCGCAAAGAACUAUUUACAACACUGAUACAACUGCAGGUGCAGUCAAAUAGCAUUUUAUUUUUCCAGAGUCUCAGAGGACUUAAUGCAACAGCACGGUCACCUCUCAUAACCCAACUAGACCAUCUCAUGCAGGGUGAGAAAAUACAGAAGCUAGUUGUAAAUAAAAAAAGGUCAUGUUAAAUGUUGUGAAUAAAACUUUACAAACAAGUAAAAUGUGCAGGCAACGUUGAAAUCAUAGGAAUAAAUAUAUCUUUUGUUUUUUUGGUUAACCCUGCCUAAUCUGCAGAGCUUUUUGCUCCAUAGUACGGAAGUUUUCAUUAAUGUUCUUUAGCUUCCUGCGGCUCCUUCCCCUUGUCUCUGUAUUUUGGUCCUACCGCUUUCGCAACAGAGUCCACAAAACAACAGGAAGCAGAGUUACAUAUUUAUCUCCAUAUUUGCGCACUAAUUUAAAUCUUACUUCUGACUUCUUGGAGAUUUAAUACUUGCCCAAUUUAUUUCACUUAAAAUUCAGACGUUUUUAUACUGUAUAUCUAUUAUCAUGUCAUCUUGUUCAACUCCUCUAUCCUGCUGUUGGGUUUGGACAAGGACAUGAACGCAAAGUUGUCAAGCUCAAAGUAAAACAGCAUUUUGUAUUGUUAUUGAUGCUAUAUCAAUAAUUUGAAUUGAAUUUUACCUCUCUAGAGCCUCAAAGGACUGCAACAGCAUGAUCAUCUCUCAUAAUCUCUUCAAAGUUUUUCAGGCCAAGGACCCCCAAACUGACUGAGAGAUUAAGUAGGAACCCCCUACUAAUGUAAUUAUUA
Messenger RNA from Mugil cephalus (flathead mullet), 4387 nucleotides. RefSeq names its product protein NLRC3-like. Lineage: Eukaryota; Metazoa; Chordata; Actinopteri; Mugiliformes; Mugilidae. The record is from RefSeq and is a predicted model, not a curated record. Gene Ontology annotation, molecular function: protein binding. The transcript has 11 exons.